CCAGCGCAGAAGGGGAGAGUGGGACUGGACUGGGCCAAGGCAGGGCCACGCAGGGAAGGGGAAAAAAGAGGGAAAGAGAGGAGAAGGGAAGGGACCAGAGAGGAAAGGGAGAGGGGGAGGGGUCGCAGCUAGCGGUUAUUCAGGGCGGGUAGUUCAAACCUAAGAGAGGGAAAGCAGUGGCGGCCCCACGCUACCUGAGAUUGGGGGUUGCCAUAGCCAGAGCAUCCCCGGGGCCAAAGCGGUGGCUUUGCCCCUUCCACACCCUUCCCUACCACUCCCCUCUCCCCGCCCCUUUUUUCUUUUCCCUCUUGCCUCCUUCCCCAGCUCAGCAGCUUCAGCUGCUGCCAUUCAUACAUCCCAGAGGAGGCAGGAGGAGUCUGCUCUGGGCUUUGUGGUCUCUAGUUGAACGGGGGUGGGGGACCCCAGGUUGUUGGGGCUGCUGCUGCUGCAGGGAAGCAAAAUUCCUGGGAGUCCCCCUUCCCCACCCCCAAUUUGUUUUCCAGGUGCUGGAAAAGGGUGAAAUGCGUUGAAGUUACCUGCUGCCUCCUGCCUCCUCUAAUCUAGCCUCCGCUGCAGGUGCAAAAACUGAAGCCCCAAGAAAAGAAGUGAUUUGCCCAAGAUCAUACAGGUAAAAUCCAGACUCUGAAGAUGGCAAACAGUCCCUCAGUUGAAGCUAGUGUGACUUUAAGAAAUGGGGCAGAAUCUCCUAAUGUCAGUUUUAAGUUCUCCAGCUUUGGAGGCUUCUCAUCCACAUCAUCAUUUCAAGAUAGUGGCUACAGUGACUCUAUGAAGGCUUCCAGCUUUGACUAUACUGAUAUGGAAAACAUAGAAAAAAUUACAAAAGGAUUACCAUCCACACGGGAAUACUCUGAAAAUUCUAGUCUGGGUUUGAACUGUUGUGUGGAUUCUCAGACUGAAAAUAAAAUCUCUAGCUCUUUUUUCAGGAAAGAGGCAAAUGAUUUCCCAGAGCUUUGUGAAACUCCAAAAGUAACUAAGAAGAAAACCUUUUUCCGUAGACGGUUGAAUAUAACAAAUAUUGUUUCAAGAGGGGACCCAGAACAUUUUGACAAGCAAAACUAUUCUUUAGGAAGCUGUGCAGAAACACUACCCAUGAGCCAAUUCCUCUGUUUUGAAGAAAGAGUUUCAAAAAAGGCUUUGAAAGAGUCUCCAAGGCAAACCAUUUUCACUCCUGUAGCCACUAGUACUUUAAAAGCAGAUGAAGCUACUUCCAACAGUCAAAAAUUGAGACUUUCUUUUUCUCAGCAUAAAACAUCCACCAUUGAUGAUUCCAAAAGUGACUGUAGCCUAUUUGAAGUUGAGUGUAUUUCUCCAAUUCAGGGAAGCAACAGUACAGAUGCUCUCACCAAUGACUUUGGGGAUAGUAUUUUAAGUAUUAAUGGAGAGACUACAGGUCCUGAGCUGCUGGGAUCAUCUUGUGAAGUGCUCUGUGAAACGAAUGAUGACCUAUACAUAACCCCAAUUAGUAACUUGGUAGCAAAUAUUAAGUUUUGUGGUUAUAGCCCAGCUGAGGUGAUAGACAAUAUUUCCACACCCAAAGACAGUGGUUUUAAUUCACUGGGUCUGGAUAAGUCACAAGAUUCCUUCUCUGACCAUGAGGGUUCUUUUCAAGAAUUAUUUCAGAAACCCCUGGAGACUGGGAGGACUUUGGGUGCAAAGAGAAAACCAAGAAAUGUCGGAAGAGUGAGAAGACUAUCCACGCUUCGGGAGCGUAGUUCACAAUCUGAAACAGAAGAAGAUAAGCCUUUUGUGAAUUCUGGCUUUAAAGCAAAAAUAGCUUCUGGCAUUUCUCCAAAUGAACAGAUUGAUAAUAGUGGAGAUUCAAUUUUAGGUCUUAAGGAUUUAUCAAAGACACCCGCUUUACAACUUGUCCAUGAGAUUAUCAUGAAAAGCAAAAGGAAAAGGUUUCAGCAAACAGGAAUACGGAGCCGUCUAAAAGAGAAUGAUGGGGAAGAAUCAUCUUUAUUGAAUUAUGUGCUUGCAGGACUUAUUGGCAAGAAGAUGGGCCUGGAAAAACUGGACAUCUUAACAGAAUUAAAAUUUAGAAAUUUAAAACACAUUCUUGCCAUGGUAUUAGAUGCCUUGACAGUGGAAAAUCUAUGCAGUGUUUGGAAAGUAAGCAAAAAUUGGCGUGAAAUUGUUAUGCAAGAUAAAAAAGCAAAUCAAAGGAGGAAAGUUUAUAUGCAACGAUUGAAGACAGAUUCCAAGGGGAAUAUAUUAUGUGUCGAGGAUGCUGCAACAAGGCUCAAUCUUUUAAACAGAUCAGCUCUGAGAUCUGUGCAAGCUCAAGCUAGAACACCUGGUUCUCAAAAAGAAGAGAUUUCAACACCAUCUCCUUGGGGACAAAUUUUAACGCCCAAAGAAUGCUGCUCUGUUACUCAGUUACCUAGCAAACAGGAAGAGUAUGUUAAGGGGGAACAUAAAAGGAAACAGAGUCUGGCCUUGAAACCAAGAGGAGCUGGGUUCAGUCUGGUCUUUUAGAGCAUAUUAACUAUGUAAACACUGAUUUAUUUUCAGUGCCCCAGGCAACUAAGACUAUCAGCAAAUAUUGUCCAUUUGCACUUUUGCAUUGAUGGAGGGAAUUGUCACACUUGGUUAUACCAGUGACAUCACAGUUCGACAAAAGAAAAAAAAAGACAUAAGAAAAAGAACAAGUCUUAGAUCUAGAGAAAGUCAAUGAAUUUUUCAUCUUCUCCCCAAUGAUGAGUACUAUAUUCUUUAAAACAAACUUUGCCUCUCCUCACAUUAACAAUACUACACUCUAAUAGGCAAAGAAUAUUCUUCCUCCUUCAGCUCCUUUGGAUCCCAGGAGAGCAUAGAUUUUGCAUCUCGCUGACCCCUGACUGUGACUUCCACAGUUGGAAAAAUGUGAAUUUGGAGAAUCUGAAGGAAUUGCCAGAGCAAUGUAAAAAAAAAAUUAAAAAGAAAAACAGCAAACGAUGAGAAUUCUUGGAAUUAGGGUUUAGUACUUUUGAGCAAAGAAGUUUUAAAAUUUUGUCCUAUUCUCAAUUAUUUGCACUUUGAAAUUAAUUUAAAU
This is a messenger RNA of Sarcophilus harrisii (Tasmanian devil), 3055 nucleotides long. RefSeq names its product F-box protein 43 (gene FBXO43). Bases 649 to 2499 code for a protein of 616 amino acids. NCBI's taxonomy places the organism in Eukaryota, Metazoa, Chordata, Mammalia, Dasyuromorphia, Dasyuridae. Gene Ontology annotation, molecular function: zinc ion binding. Gene Ontology annotation, biological process: regulation of mitotic nuclear division; negative regulation of meiotic nuclear division. Gene Ontology annotation, cellular component: nucleus. The transcript has 6 exons. The record is from RefSeq and is a predicted model, not a curated record.